UGUUACAGUGCUUACUGUACAAUAGUAUUUAAAUGCACUUUCAAAUUUAACAUUAUUUUUCAUUUUAACGUGGAUCACUUUUAGUCUUAACAAUGUCUUCGUGGAAGAAAGCUGCGAAGUCAGCGCAGAAAACUCAUCGGGAAAGACAUCAACCAGAAUCUCGAAAGCAUUUAGGUCUUUUACAGAAGAAAAAGGAUUACACUGCCAGAGCUAAAGAUUACCAUGAUAAACAGAAGACUUUGCAACUUCUGCGUAGACGUGCCCUUAACAGGAAUCCAGAUGAAUUUUACUAUCACAUGAUUAACUCUAAAGUUGAUAAAGGGGUCCACAGGGAAAAAAGAAAAGAAGUUGAUUAUACUCCAGAACAGAUACAGAUAAUGGAGACACAAGAUAUUCGAUACGUAGCUCACAAAAGAAACAUAGAAGCAAAGAAGAUAAACAGACUUCAAAGUGAACUGCACAUGAUAGAUGCUGCGAAUGAAACCAAGAACAAACACAUAUUCUUCGUGGAUGAUACAAAUGAGAUGAGAAACUUCGAUGUUGCAAAAAAGCUGGAUACUCAUCCAGCAUUGUUGUCCAGACGUACAAACAGGCCAAAAUUAAGUAGAUUAAAGGAUAUGAAACUGCCAGAAUUAGACGAACGUAGCUUAGAUCAAUUAGAACGGAAGAAACAAGUAGCUUACAGGGAAUUGCGAAAGAGAUUAGAUAGAGAAAGAGAAUUGACUAUUGUACAGCAGAAAUUAGAAGUGCAGAGAGCACUGAAAGAUAGAAAAAUUACUAAACCGAAAUUAGUAAGUAUAGGAACAAAGGAUGCUGCCCCUAUCUACAAAUGGAAAUACGAGAGAAAACGAUGA
Molecule: messenger RNA, 854 nt
Organism: Habropoda laboriosa
Lineage: Eukaryota; Metazoa; Arthropoda; Insecta; Hymenoptera; Apidae
Product: probable U3 small nucleolar RNA-associated protein 11
Exons: 2
Coding region: 93-854 (253 amino acids)
Biological process (GO): rRNA processing
Cellular component (GO): small-subunit processome; nucleolus
Source: RefSeq, a predicted model, not a curated record